Messenger RNA from Entelurus aequoreus (snake pipefish), 8615 nucleotides. It is a transcript of the gene lman2la, whose product is annotated as lectin, mannose-binding 2-like a. Gene Ontology annotation, cellular component: COPII-coated ER to Golgi transport vesicle; endoplasmic reticulum membrane; endoplasmic reticulum-Golgi intermediate compartment. NCBI's taxonomy places the organism in Eukaryota, Metazoa, Chordata, Actinopteri, Syngnathiformes, Syngnathidae. The record is from RefSeq and is a predicted model, not a curated record. Gene Ontology annotation, biological process: endoplasmic reticulum to Golgi vesicle-mediated transport; endoplasmic reticulum organization; Golgi organization. Gene Ontology annotation, molecular function: D-mannose binding. The transcript has 15 exons. The coding region runs from base 1224 to 2168 and encodes 314 amino acids.
UGUCUUGGUUUUUUUCUGUGUUGUGAUUUUCAUGUUUUAUUUUGAAAAGUAACUCUCCUCUCGUUUCAGGUCACUUGCCCUUCCUUUUGUGUCAUCAGUCUGACGUCAUCCCUGUUCCCUGAUUGUUUCCACCUGUUCCCUAUUACUCUCAUGUGUCUUAUAAGCCCACUCCUUCCUUUGUUCUGUGCCAGAUUGUUUCGUUCAUUCGUACUUUCCAGCGUCUACGUCCAUGUCCAUGCCUUGCCUUGUAUCCAGUCUAUGUUCCAUGUUCUUGAAUCCCUUCGUGGCUAUUUUGAGUUUUCCUUUUUCCUCCUCAGCAGAGUGACUUUUUGUUAUUGACUUUAUUCAGCCGAAGUGGUAAGUUAUUAGUUAAAUUCCUCGAUUUUUGAGUGACUGUUUUUGUUAAACUUUAUUAAAUAAGAUAGUGUAGAAUUUUUCAUAGCUGUUGUUUAUUCCUCCCGUUGGAGCGUUUUUUGUUUAUACAUUUUAUAGCAUUUACUGCGCCAAUUAUUAGUUCGUCUUUGGUUUUGUGUUUUCCUCCGUUCGGAGUGAUUUUCAGUUGUUCCUAUUUUUUGGAACCUUUUUUUAUCGCGUAGUUUUUUGGUUAAUUAUAGUAUUGUAUUCCUUGACUUUGGAGGUGAAAGGAAGCUGCAAAAAUAAAAGCCUGUCAAGUUCCCUACUCUGCAUCUGAGUCCAAUCCUUUUACCAAGUCUUGACAGUGGGAGGAUACAACAGCUCACCGGCUGAUAAAUAAAAGGGGCGAGGCCCAUUGUUGGGCUGCGAGCUUCCCCGAGAGGGCCGCCAAAAAAAGUCUGUUUCCCGGCUGAGGGCCGUUGCAUGGACGCCAGAGCUCAUAAAGGCCACCACUUGAAUAGCCCUAAGAUGGAAAAGAGUGGACCUAAAACGGAACCUUGAGGAACUAUACUAUUAUAACUAAAGAAGUUGAACAAAUGACUGACUGCAUCUGAGGUGGACCUCCAUGAUAGCAGCCUAAUCCUGCUUGUCGCCGGGACCGUACAUCUUGCGGAGGCUGGCGUCCAGCAGGUAGUCCACUGACCUGCCAGGUGCACAGAAGAGCAUCAGCAGCCACAUAGACCGUGGCCACCGCGUAGCUGCCCCACACCACGCUGGAUGGCACCAGCGCACGGAAGGCCUCCCCCACUUCGUUGGCGUAACCUGAGGAGAAGAGCCACUGUUUUGCCGACGACGACGACGACCACGAAAUGGAGGAAUUCCUGAAACGGGAGUAUUCCCUCACCAAGCCCUACCAAGGUGUGGGGUCUUUAGGCUCCUCCCACUGGGAGCUCAUGGGCGAUGCUAUGAUAACUACUGAACAGGUGCGACUCACACCUGACAUGCAGAGCCGGCAGGGGGCAGUAUGGAGCCGACUUCCGUGCCAUUUGAACGACUGGGAGAUGCAGGUGCAUUUUAAGAUUCAUGGAAAAGGAAAGAAGAACCUUAAUGGAGACGGGCUAGCCAUUUGGUACACAAAGGAGCGCAUGCAGAAAGGUCCUGUGUUUGGAAAUAAGGACAACUUUACAGGAUUGGGUGUUUUUGUGGACACGUAUCCCAAUGAGGAGAAACAACUAGAGGCACAAAAGAAGAGAUACACUCCUCGCACACAGAGGAUCUUUCCUUUUGUUCUCGCCAUGGUGGGCAACGGCACCAUCAGCUACGACCACGAGCGAGACGGCCGGCCUACAGAGCUGGGGGGCUGCAACGCCAUGGUGCGCAACCUGAAGCAUGACGCCUUCCUAUUCAUCCGCUAUGUCCGCCGCAGACUGACUGUGAUGAUUGACAUAGAUGGACAACAUGAGUGGAGGGACUGCUUGGACAUACCUGGCGUGCGGCUACCAAAAGGCUUUUAUUUUGGCGCUUCCGCAAUCACAGGAGACCUCUCAGACAACCAUGACAUCGUCUCGCUGAAACUCUACCAACUGACGGUGCUGCGAAGUAAACAGGAAGAGGAAGAGACUGAAGAGGAGAUAACCAUACCCAGUGUGGAUAACAUGGAUCUCCUCAGAUUGGGUCAGACUGAAGAAGGUAUGAGCGGAUUGGCCAUUUUCUUCACCGUCCUCUUCUCCUUGCUGGGUUGCAUCUUCCUCGUCGUCAUCGGCAUCUUAGUCUACAGUCACUGGAACGAGAGCCGGCGCAAACGAUUCUACUGAGGAGGCGAGUGGGUAAAGGAAAAUAUGCGAGGGUUGGGAACGCUGCGGUCUAUAGACCUUCGCUGCACUGAGACCAAUCGAAUAAUGUGGCUGACGGGGGUGACCUUCACCUUGCUCUGGGUAGACACAGACCAUGACUUCUGAGCAGCUACAAUCCUAAAUAUGACUUUUGACUCUUUGUUUCCUGUUUUUUCACAAUCUGCUGUAUUAGGUAGACUAUUUAUUAUAGCAUUUCUAAACAGCCACAACAUUAGGUCCACCUGCAAAAUCUGACGUUGUAAAAAUACAGAAGAGGCUUUGAGAGGCAGCGUGAAAAAAGUUCUUAUACCGUGUUAAAAAUACCAACGUUACUAAUGCCUUUAUUGUUUUCCAGUAACGGGUAAUUUAAUUACCUUUCAUCAGUGCAAUUUAACACGUUAUUAGUGACACAGGCUAAAGCUCUUUUCUACCGUCAUUCUGACUUUAACAGGACAACAGCAGUGCUGAGUUGCAACACCCUAUACAAUCGUCCCUCGUUUACCGCAGUUAAUUGGUACCAGAAUAAACACAUUUUUGCAAAGUAGGAUUAUUAUUAUGGAUCGAAUAUUUUCAAAGAGAAUAAAAAAAACCAACUGUUUACAACCUUUUAAAUAUGUUUUUUUUUUAACAUUGUUAGAACCCUCUAUACAUCAAAUACCAUCCACUCAGUCACCUUUACACUCAUUUCACCCAAUAUAGUAGCCUUGAGUGUGUUCUACUGUAGAUUACAAUACUCACCGGUAGCACGCAGGACCCUCUAAAUGUCAUUGCUUUUGUCGUCACCCGGCCACUACAACACGGCCACAACAUGGAAAUACUUUGUCACAUCCAGGGUAAUUCCUCUAAGUUAGAACUCGGCUUCCAUGUGCUAAACCAUUUCCCUUGUAGAUCAAUAAAGUUUGUCUAAGUCUAAGUGUAAAACCAGGGGCAUAAGUUGUUUUGCAAAAACUUGGUCAACAGUCCAAGCUACGCUUUUUUGUUACUUGUUAGCAGGGAUGUAACGGUUUAAAAUAUCUCGGUACGAUAUUAUCACAGUAAUAACGCCACGGUACGAUAUUAUUGCGGUAUAUAUCCAAAAAAAAAAGUUUUAUAGUGUGUAAAAUAAAGUGGCAGGAAUGUUUCGGAUAAACACACUUACUGUAAUUGAAGACAAACAUAAUGCUAAAAUGUUCUAAUCAUAUUUUUUUACUACAAACAAGUAUUUCUAGGUGCAAAUAAUUGUGCAGGAAUAUUAAAUAUUAAAAAUAAUAACUUACAGUUGAUUUUAAAGUAACAAAGUCAACAUCCAGUGUAAAACAAUAAUGUUCAGUUUAGUGCCUUUCAACUUUUACAUUAUGGGAAGCAGUGUCCUCUACAUUGGUAAUUUUGUGUAUCAGUAUGGAAAAUGUUGUUUCUCAGAAAAGUAAACUAACAAUAUAAAAACUUUUGAUAAUGUAAAUACUUCACAAACUGAUGUUUGGCUUCGCUGGCUUCAAACAUAUUUUCUGGGUGACAGUUUGAGGUGGCAACUUGUCCAGGCCUGCCUUCCACCCGAGUUAUAGUUAAAAGUUAAAGUACCAAUGAUUGUCACACACACACUAGGUGUGGCGAAAUUAUUCUCUGCAUUUGACCCAUCACCCUUGAUCACCCCCUGGGAGGUGAGGGGAGCAGUGGGCAGCAGCGGUGGCCGCGCCCGGGAAUCAUUUUUGGAUUCAACCCCCAAUUCCAACCCUUGAUGCUGAGUGCCAAGCAGGGAGGUAAUGAGUCCCAUUUUUAUAGUCUUUGGUAUGACUCGGCCGGGGUUUGAACUCACAACCUACCGAUCUCAGGGCGGACACUGUGCAGCUAGAAUAGGCUCCAGCCCCCCUGCGACAUCCACAGACCAGCAGUUGAAAAAAAUGGAUUGAUUGCAGAUGAAUUAAGUAGCUUUCUUGUUUAAUCUCAUUUCCCUCGGGGAUCUUUUUUUUUUGUGAUUUAAUGUCAGUGCCAUGACCAGCUGGCUCUGUGUUGCCUUGGAAACGCUGGAAACGCAGACUAUCUUACCUCCGCCAAAGAUGUUAUGUUUUGGCCUGGGCUUGUUUGUCUGUUUGUUAGCAACGUAAUUCAACCUGUUAUAGACCGCUUUUAAUGUCCAAAAAAACAUUCCUUUUAUCUACGACGAGUACGAGCACACUUAUAUGUAGUUUGUUUACAGACCUGGCCAACGCUAAAACACCAGAAGAAAACUACACUCACCAAGUUUUCAACUGAUACCGUCACACAUCACCCUAUUAUUGAGAAGACUUUGAAACCUUAAUACCGUGGUAUUUAUAAUACCGUUACAUCCCUACUUGUUAGCAUUCUGUCUUGUUUGCAAUGCGUGUUCUGCGUUGUCAUCCCACAGCAUCUUGAAUUAAGAGUUGAUGUCAACAGUUGUUGAUGGCUGAUGGUGACACUUUGACAAGACUGCUAAUGUGGAAAUGUCUUAUUGGUGAGACAUGCGUUAAAGAUGGAGUGCAUCAAAAAGUUGUUCUGCCAAAAGUUGGUCGAUUUGAGAUUAUUGCAGUAAAAAUAGCGCCAAGGUUAGCCACCCUUUGUUAACAUGGUUCACCUUUAACGCAGAAACAGAAGUCCAGCUUGGUGAAUAUCUAUAACGGUGGCCACAAUAUAAUACAUGAAAAUUAGACAAAUACAUAAAUAAAACAUAAUUUAACACUCCAAGGCUAAAAACAUGUAGAAAAUGCUUUGAAAGAAUUGCUUUUCUUAAAAAGUCAGCGAUUUAAUGAAGCUGCGAUAUUUAAAGUGCGAUGUUGCGAGGGCCGACUGUGUCUCCAGCCUGCAUACCGUCUCUGCGUCCUCCACACACUUCCUCAUUCUCUACCAAUCACACUCAUGCGAGGGCCAAGCAAAGCUAAAGCUAAGUUUGGAGCUCCAAACAUCAACACAAAUCUGGCGUUUUCAGGAAGGAAGUACAGUUACAAUACAAAUGAAGUGUACUUUGUGUGCAAGAGCAACAUGUUUGUCCGCAUACAACCUCAUUAAACACUUUGUUACUUCUAUUUAAUUACAUGUACACAGGCAUAAUUACUAAUUACUUUUUUGUUAUCGUAAAUGUGUAGUAAAAUAUAAUUGUUUUUCUUCAAGUAAAUUUCCCAACACUGCUAAUCUAACCUACACCUUAAAGCACAGGUAUCAAACUCAAGGCCCCGGGGGCCAUAUUUGGCCCGCCACAUCAUUUUAUGUGGCCCGCGAAAGCCUGGAAUUAAUAUGCGUAUUUUCUCACUAAACGUAUUCAACUUUCCAUUUUAACAGCAAACAUACAUGCACUGCAUGCAGUUUUUAUAUCUUUUAAACUGCAAACCUAAUAUUGCAACAAAUAUAUUAUCGUACAUUUUUUCUUUUAAAAUAAAAAUACUUUUAUAUUGGUUUCACUCAUAAUUUGAAAGCAAGUUAUACGUCAAAUUGUACACUUUAAAAAUUAUUUUACGGUAAAAAACUGGUUGUUUAGUUGCCAAAAUGUUACCGUAAAAAAAACAAAAAACACGGUGAUAUUGUUUUUUCAUUUUACAGCAAUUCACAGUAAAACAACUGUAUAUUUUACAGGAAAAACAGAGGUACUCUUUUUCCAUUUACAGCAUAUAUUUUAAAAACAUAAAUUUUACAGUAAAAUUUUGGCAACUGUCAGUUUUUUACUGUUUUUUUUUACAGUGUAUAUAAACAUAUAUACGAUAAUGAAUAAUUGUGUAAUGAGGCAAUUUGUAUUUAUAUAUUAUUCACCGUUACAAGUGGCCCUCUAAGGGCAGCCAUAACUGCAAUGUGGCCCUCAAUGAAAACGGGUUUGACACCCCUGCCUUAAAGGUGCUGUUUCCAACUUCCUCGCAGUAACAUUUUCUCAAAAACAAAAAAUAUAUCAAGAACACUUAUGUUACCAUUAGUGGUUUAACAGAACACAUUUGUUUGACAAUUGUCUAUAUUUUUCACAAUUACAAAGUUUAUGUAAUGAAACAUUUUACCGGCCCGUAGAAAAUGAUUGCUGUUUACGGCGGUCAAUCACCAGGGGCCGUACUUAUCAAGCUUCUUAGAGUGCCAUUUACACUUAAGUCCUGAGAAUUUGCGAAAUUUAGUCCUACUCUCAAACUUAAGAAUAAAAGCUUUUUAUCAACGUUCUUAAGUCUAAGAAUCACUCCUACUCUCCACGAUAUUUAAGAGACCUUCAGAGGUGUCUUAAGUGGUUAGGAGUUGCCAGCAGGGGAUGGCACUGAGGCGAGAGAGACGUGCGCGAACGUUCAGGGAACGGAACAAUGUUUUUUUUUUUUUUGAUGACGAGCAGCUGAUCAAACGGUAUCCUUUAGACAGAGCGGAUAUUAUUUUUGUCACAGAUUUAAUACUUUUCGAUUCCUUGUUGAUUUCUGCAUGUGUCUGCAGUGGGCUAGUAUAUAUAGAGCCACCCACACCAGUUUCAAAUUAGUUGCCUAAUUAAUGAAUUGGAAAGAAAAUGUUAUGACAGUAGCGUAUGUGUGUGGCCGUGAGGUGAGUGACGUCAGUGAGUGUGUGGGCGAUAGAAGAGAGGGAGCGGUAGCGUGAGUGCCGGCGGGGACUAGUUUGUUUUGUAUUAUUUUGUAGUUUAUUGUCAAAAUAUACACUCCCAUUGUCCACUUAAAUAUUUCCAAGCUAUUUCUUUAUUCUUAGACAACGGAUUCCCUUCCGUGAUUGGUCAUUUCUAUGGACACGGAAAUGACGUCACCUAAAAUUCCGUUUACGGCACAUAGUAAUGUCGUAAUUCAGCUCUUGAGUGUGACACUUAAGAUUCAGUCCUACACUUCGCUGAAAGUGUGAGUAAGACGCUUGAUAACUAACUUUUAAGUGCAGCUUUCAGCGAAUAAUUUAUUUACUCUUAAGUCAACUCUUAGCAGACUUCUUAGGAGUAAUUCUAAGAAGCUUGAUAAGUACGGCCCCAGGUCUCUUCAACACGUACGCACAGAGAGCGUGUGCACACAUACAAAAGCAGUCCAAGAGAAGCAACGAACAAGUCAUGUUAUUAUAACAGAAUACGCAUUCACUAUUUAAAUUGCUUUAUUAGCUAACAACCCCUAACGCUAAUGCACGUGCAUGGGUUACGUAGGAGAAGCCAUGAGAGGGCGAGAUGUACUGUGUUAUAUGUAUUGGCGAGUUGCUGCCCUCCAGGCAUCUGUGUAAAUGUUGCAAACAGCCCAUAUAAAGGUUUUACAUGUAGUAUCACUAGAGGGCAGUAAAGGACCGUAUAUUUACAUAAAGGCAACAUUUUAUUUGGAUUUGCACCAAAACGUUUUAGAUUCCUGCAGUUUGCAGUGGUGUACUUUAUCAUACUGAGAGGCGUUCCUCCUCAUUUGUUUACCUUGCUUAGCUGCAUUUAUGGGGAGGAACUACAGGAAACACUCAGUUACAGUUGAAUACAUGCUGUCCUUUUCACAAAUAAUGCCCACUGAAUAUACCAAAUGUGAUCCGUUUCAACGCACUGAAGAAAAUGUGAGGUGUUUUUCCCCACUACUUUAUAAUGUUUGAAAAUAUAUUCAAUGCUGCUCCACUUUUGCCGUACACUCCGCAAGCUCGCUGUUUGUGGCUUCAGAUGUCCUCGUUUUUAGGUUAAACUGUUGCUACACAGACAACCUUCUUCUUUUUUGUUUUUGUGAAUGACUGCUUUGUGAUAACCACUUCCUUGCCAGAAUAGUUUCUUUGUAUCCCUCAUUUAUUACUCUUUUCCCCUUACCAUGUGCCUCAUGUAUCCAUUCAGUGGCUCAAUUUUCAUAUUCUAUUUAAUAAAAGUUGAAAUAUUGCUCAUUAAAAGACCAAAUAUUUUCUAACAUCCCACUCUUAAAGAGCACACACUGUUAAAAGUACAACAAGGGUACAUUAGUCGAGUGCCAAGGUUUUAUUUUAUUAAAAAAAAUAAAAUACAAAUGACCCAAACAUUACACAGCAGACGUAUUAAACUCAAAAAGAGCAAUAUUAUCUAUCAGUCAGUGCUUUUUUCCCCACUUUAGUCAUUUAGGCGUACAUGAACUAAUUAGAAAAACAACACAAUCUUGGGUUAUUUGGAAACAUAAAAAAAUCCAACCCACUGUAUCUCCCCUCUGUAUGGACUACACGUUUUGAGACAAAAUGAUACAGUGACGGUUGUAUGAAAGGCAGCCAUUAAUAUUCAGUCUGUGAAAAUGUUGUACACAUAAAUGCAACCAAAAUGGAUGGAACUGUGAUAAACGCACAGAAGGAUGAAUCGAUCCAUGAGUAUAAUAUACUUAUUUCUUACUUCUUAAUAAAAUGUGUUAAGUGGUUGAAAAGGCAGACUAGAUGUUACUUGGGGGGUGAAGUGUAUAUAUAAACAAAAAUGGCUUUGUUUCAGCUUUGAGCCCCUCUGCAUACAUACAUUGUUGCUGAGCAUUACAUUUUUAUUAACAAACAGACCACACAGAGAUUACAGUACAGUACUGAGAG